Molecule: messenger RNA, 1452 nt
Organism: Bufo bufo (common toad)
Lineage: Eukaryota; Metazoa; Chordata; Amphibia; Anura; Bufonidae
Gene: YARS2
Product: tyrosyl-tRNA synthetase 2
Exons: 5
Coding region: 38-1432 (464 amino acids)
Biological process (GO): tyrosyl-tRNA aminoacylation
Cellular component (GO): cytosol; mitochondrion
Molecular function (GO): ATP binding; tyrosine-tRNA ligase activity; RNA binding
Source: RefSeq, a predicted model, not a curated record
CUGACUCGUAUCCCAGCAGCCACCGCGUUCAGACAAAAUGGCGGCGCCCAUGAUACACGCUCUCCGGUCAAUCUCCCGGUUACACCGGCCUCUCAACCGCUGCCUAUCCAGCUCGAUAGAACCGUUAGUGUCCGGGACACGCCGGGGUCUCUUUAAGGACGUGUUCCCGGCUGAGACCGCCAGGGUCCAGCUCUCGGAGCUCCUGUCCUCCGGCCCCCAGACCGUUUACUGCGGCUUUGACCCCACGGCGGACUCGCUGCAUGUGGGGAAUCUUCUGGCCGUGCUGGGUCUCCUGCAUUUCCACCGGGCGGGGCACCACGUGAUCGCCGUGGUCGGAGGGGCCACUGCUCAGAUUGGGGAUCCCAGCGGGCGUAACCAGGAGCGGGAGCCGCUGAGCCCGGAGCGGGUGGAGGAGAACGUGCUCGGGAUCCGGGACUCGCUGCACCGGAUCUUCGCUAACCAUGAGGUGCUGGCCAGUGGGGGGCGGCCCGGGGGACGGGUGACUGUGCUGGACAAUGCCGCCUGGUACCGGCAGCGCUCGGCCGUGGAGUUCCUGGCAUCAGUGGGCAGACACUUCAGGAUGGGCACCCUGCUGAGCAGACACAGCGUGCAGAGCCGCCUCAGCUCCCCAGAGGGCAUGAGCCUGACCGAGUUCACCUACCAGGUCUUCCAGGCCUAUGACUUCUACUACCUGAAGCAGAAGCAUGGCUGCAAGAUCCAGCUGGGGGGCACCGACCAACUGGGCAACCUCAUGUCCGGCCACGACUUCAUUCAGAGAACAACAGGAGAAGACGUGUUCGGGAUCUUGCUGCCACUCAUUACAAGCACCACCGGCGAUAAGCUGGGGAAGUCAGCCGGGAAUUCUGUGUGGCUGAACAGGGACCGGACGUCGCCGUUUGAAUUUUACCAAUACUUUGUACGGCAGCAAGACAGCAACGUGGAGAGGUUCCUAAAACUUUUCACUUUCCUCCCCCUCCCGGAGAUUGAGCACAUCAUGGAGCAACACGCCAAGGAGCCUGAGAAACGGAUACCCCAGAAGAGACUGGCAGCAGAGGUCACAAAGCUCGUCCACGGCAAGGAAGGACUGGAGUCUGCAAAGAGGUGCACUCAGGCCCUGUAUCAUAGCAGCAUUGAUGCCCUGGCUGCCAUGUCUGAUCAGGAGCUACAGGAACUCUUCCAGGAAGCCCCUUUCACUGAACUAUUUCUGGAACCUGGCACUAGGGUGCUUGACGCCUGUUUGAAAGCAUCUGCCAUCCCAGAGGGUGCCCGUGGCUUUGACAUAUUAAGCAAUGGGGGAGUAAGCUUCAACCACAUGAGAGUUACAAACCCGGACGAGGUCCUCGUAGUCGGCCAGCACAUCCUCAGCAAUGGACUUUCCCUCAUCAAGGUUGGAAAGAAGAACGUCUACAUUGUGAAGUGGCUGCACCUGUGAGGACGGCCACCCGACUCUCG